Messenger RNA from Musca domestica (house fly), 5277 nucleotides. It is a transcript of the gene brun, whose product is annotated as protein brunelleschi. Bases 473 to 4513 code for a protein of 1346 amino acids. The transcript has 9 exons. Gene Ontology annotation, cellular component: trans-Golgi network. The record is from RefSeq and is a predicted model, not a curated record. Lineage: Eukaryota; Metazoa; Arthropoda; Insecta; Diptera; Muscidae.
UUCAUUGUGUUGCUCAUUUUUAUCAACCAUUCUCUUUGGUCUUCGUUUCUCAUUCGUUUUUGUCUUAUUUUCUUGUUCCUAGUGUGAAAUUAGCUGGUUUUGUGAAAAAUGGAUUUAAAGUUCAUUAAUUUAUUGAAAAUUCGGAAUAGUAUUCUUGCUAAAACAUAAUUAACAUUGCAUAUGUUUGUGAAACUUUGAAUGGAAACCUUUGCAAUUAGAAUUACUGUGCGAUAAACUGGGAAAAAGUUCUCUGGCCUUAAAAUUUUCUAGAGAGAUUAACACGUAUUAUUAUUCUGAAACGUCUUCAAAGAGGAGGAACAUACUGCUUGGGAACAAUAAUUUUUAUUAUUAUUUAUAUAAUUAUUGACAUGUUUCAUCAAGAAAUUGACAAAAUCCAAUACAGCAGUAAAUUGAAAGAAGACAAAUAAAAAUAAUCAAUAGAUUGGAUUAACACAAAUUGCAAUUCAUCAACAUGUCGCGUCCUGAUUAUGAGCAAACUAUUUUGCAUCACAGUACAUUGUUGGUGUUGCUUCGAGGAGUGGGUGUAUCGAAACCAAGAUCCCUGCAGAAAGUCUUUGACAAAGUGAAACGUGUCAAUAAUGUAAAAAUACAAGAUUCUAGUGGUGUGGUACGUGAUAUUUGGGUACGUUACAUACACGACUAUCCUGUGGAAAACAAUGACUGGGGAGACUUCCAAACACACCGCAGGUUAUUGGGCUUGAUUACAAUUGGUAAAUUCGAAAAUCAGGCGGAGCUGAAUGAGAUGUGUCGCCAACAUGAAUCGUUAAAAGUUCGUUAUGUCAGUACAUUGUACGAUUCUAGGGCCAUAUUCUUUGGUCCUGCUGAAACAACAACAACAAAUGUUCCUCAAACAGCUACAAAUCACAUUGAUUCCAAUGAAUCUGCGCAUUUAGAUACCAUCAAGGAGAACAUAGCCACAGAGUCAAUGCAGGAUUCUCCGGCUACUAACAACAGUUCCAAACGCCUAUUAGAUGAAUUUACCACACCGUCCAAUUUCAAAGCCCAAGCAUUUUUCUAUCGUGAAAAUGAUAUGUGUUCGGAUUUGGAACAUCACAUGGUCGACUUUGUUAAUGCCCUGUUUUGGGUAUUGGAAUCACGACGACUGGAGCGUUCUCGUGAAAAAAUGGAAAAAUGGACAUUAAUAAUGGCCCCUUUCGAGAAACGAGAUUUUGUGGGCCUGGAUAUGGAAUCUAGAAAUAAUCGGAAGCGAGUGGGUGGUAGGAUUGUCAAGAAUCUAGCGGACUUGUCUUUACAGGCAGGAUUAAUAAACGAAGCUUUAACGUUGUAUCACAAUGCCUGCGAAACUCUACGCUCCAUUAAUGACAUUCUGUGGUUAGGGGCUGCUGAAGAGGGUCUUUGCUCGGCAUCAGCUUGCUUACUUUUCCCUCAACUACGGGUUGAUGAAACUCUACAUAGGAACGCAUCAUUGCAAGAAGGUUCACCGCUGAAAUGCACACCCAAUAAGUGGAGGCAAAGUGAAAUAACCAAACGUUAUAAUUCUAAUGAUCGAUCUAUUAAUCAUCAGCAAGAAGAGGAACAUAAUGAUGUUCCGGCCACCACCCCUGCUCAUCAGGCAACACCACAUUCUGCUUCCACUUCUUCCGUAUCGUCAAUACUAACCAACUCUACAUUAUCGCAGGCCUCGACAAAUUCCACAUCCUCAUCAUCUUCCACAAUAUCCACACUGUCGGCCACAAGUCCUCGGCACCACUCCGAAUUGCCGGGAAAUAUUCUAAAACCAGAUGAAAUUCUAACGUUUUUCAAAAACGCCAUUAUUAAGUACAGCAAAUAUAGUCAUGCCGCCAUUGUGGAGAUAGAAUCGGCUUUUAAAGCUUCCCGCAUAAUGAUUGAACAAAAUCGUCCACUGGAUGUGGCCAUGUUUUUGCAGAAUGUCCUCUAUGUCACCCACAAUAUGACUGAAGCUGAACGCAUUAAAAGUUUUGAAAUGAUGACAUCGCUUUACCUGCAAAUUGGUUAUCGUCGCAAGGCGGCAUUUUUUCAACGUUUGGCUGCUCUGAAACAUGCCCAUCAAAACUCGUCCAAUACUGACUGGUCACAGACUUAUCGACUAAUGUUAUCAAGUUUCCCUGGUUACAUGCUUUCGCUGGAUCCCUUAGAAGUUUUAGAAUAUAAAUCUGGAUGGCCUUCGUUACAAAUUGAUGUCUUGCAAUCUCUGAUAACGGCAGCUAAAUGUUUGGGACACUCAACAUUGGCCACACGUCAUAUGACGUUUCUGCUACAGACCCAGUGGCACAAUAUGUCACUGGCGGGACAAAGUGAAAUGGCUGUGCAAUUAUCGAAUCUAAGCGCCCAGUGUGAAGGUUCCCCGGUGCCAUUGGUCUUGGAAAAUGGAACAGUUAUACCACCUGCAAACCUUACCGAUUUACCAUUCUGUAUGGAUAUUGUGGUUAAAGAUUUGCCAGCUCAUAUGAGACCACAACGUAUAAAAAUUGCCAAAGCCGAUAGUGGUCCAUUCUUAUUUACACCACUGCAAUUUAAUUCAAUGGAUCGAAGAGAUAAGAACAAGGAUAAAAAUAAAAUUGCAUUCUUUUGGGUCCAGAACAAUGUUAGUGAGGUAUCUGUACGCCUACGAAAUCCAUUGCCAUUUGAUUUAACUGUCAGCGAUAUGCGUUUGCUAACCAAUGGAAUUGUUUUUAAAUCUCUACCACAAACGGUGAUACUGCAACCCGAGAAGCCCACUUUAAUAACGCUGCACGGAACACCAAUGGAAGUGGGACAAUUGGAAAUUCAGGGUUAUAGUACACAUACAUUGGGUGUUAAAUCAAAUUGUCGCAUGAAACACAUGAAAGGAAGGAAAUUUCCCCAAAACUUCAUGGUCGAUGUAAUACCGGCAUUGCCAAUGAUUGGUGUGAAAACAUCCUUGCCACAAACAGCUACAUUCAGCAACAUGUCGGGGGCUGAUACUGUGAUAACCACAGCAAGUCUAACGCUAUACAAUGGCGAAUCUUCCAUGUGUGUGAUAACAAUAACAAAUAACAGUGAUAUACCCGUUGAACAUUUAGAAAUAACCAUAAACUCAAACUUAGAACAGGAUAUACAAAAGAAAGUUUUUCAAAUUGAAGAUGAUUUACAAGCCAAAUUGCCUAUUGCUCCACAAAGCAGCAUUGACUUCAAGUUGAAUAUAUUUGCUGAGGCUGACUUUAUAUGUCCCAUUGUCAAUCAAGCACCAGCAUCUAUACAUUCCAACAGUACACUCACCCAACAUCCUUAUGAUCAUAGUCAUUCUUUGCAGUAUUCUUCAACAUUAUCGAGCGGUCAUACAAGUUUACCAUCACGUGUGGGAUCGCCCAGUCAAUAUCAACAACAGGUCUCAGCGGCAACAACACGUCGCAAUGACAUGGCCUACAGUAGCUUCCGUUCAACAACAUCAACGGCUCAACACUCGUCGUUGGCUACAUUGAGUUUAACCACUGCUGAUACGAAUUCCCUGCACCAAGCUCAACCUAUUGAUGCUCAAAUACGUAUCAAAUAUUCUGGCGGCGAGGCAAUGCAGGAGGGAUAUUGUCGUCAAUGUGCUGUCUACUUUAAGUUGGAAUGUAUACAAAGUGCUCAAAUAACCAGCUGGGAUGUAUUGCCGGCAGAAGUGCCAUCUCAAUUCUAUUUGGUGUUGGACAUAACCAAUUUAACUGCUCAAGAAAUGACGCUCAAUUAUACGAAUAAUAAAACUAUUUCCAUGGAAGCCAAUGAAAGUUGUCGUGUACCAAUUCCGGUUGAUCGAUGUUCCGUCGAAGAGGUUUGGGCAGCAAGAGAAGCCGAAAUUGCGGAAAACUUAGAAAAAGAAUUAUGUUUUCGUACUGAAAUGGGUACAUUCAAUGACUCUGUUAGUCGUUUGUGUUCCAAACACAUUGCUGAAAGAGUUAAAAUUAAAUGGUCACUAACAGGGACAGAUAUUCAAGGCAUAGCUUCAUUAAAGGGCAUCGUUUUGACACAAGCCAUGAUAGAUUUAUGCACUGUCUCACCUUUACAAUGGAAUAUUUCUUUUAAAAAUCAACCAGUACAACCCCAAUCAGAGGUGGUGUGUACAGCUGGCCAAAGUUCUUUGCUAAGCAUUACCGUGUGCAAUCAAUCGUUACAACCAUUGAAAAAUCUAAUACUCACCAUUAAAUUCUAUCAGGAUUAUUUAAAUGGCACCGAAAAUUAUAAUUUGGAAACAAGGGUUGCUAUUUCAGGACCUAAUAGGGUACGCAUACCCAUAUUGAAAAAAGACGAAAAAGUCAAUCAUGAAUGUACAGUACUGUUUUUUACACCGGGUCGUUUCAAGACCAGCAUUCAAUGUCACGCCAAACCUCAGCAACAACAAAAACAUUCACCUGCUAAUUCAAUGCUCUCUCGUUCUUGUCCUGCCAAUGAUCCCAAUCUGCAUAUAACUCUCAACGAUAUUACUGUUGGCGCUCAAAGCUAUCAUGAGCAACAGGAACAUAUUUGGAAAUUUAUACCACCCAUUGAGGUUACUGUUGUCGAACAACAAUAAAUAAAUAAACAACAAGAAAAUGUGUGCGUGUUAUAAUAAUAAUAAUAAAAUUAUUAUUGUUUUGUCAGUCAUGAUGACCCCCCCUCCUCCCGUCUCCUCCUUUUCCUGCAAAACAAACAAAAUGGUGUUUCCUUUUAUACUUUACCCUAGGUUGAGUGUUUAUGAUUAAUGAAUUUGUGUAUAAAUAUUUUUUAUAUAUAUAUUAGAUUUUUUUUAUUUUUUUUUGUUAGUAUAAUAUCAAAGAAAAUCAUGUUUUCUUAUGGAUUUCUUGUACCAUUAUAGAUAUUAUUAUAUACUAUUAUGAAAAUAUAUAUUAAAUAUAUUAUUGAAGGCAGUAUCAUGCAUAUAUUAUAGAAAGUUGAUAAGAAUAACCCCCCCCCCCAAAAAAAAAAAAAAAAAAAAACGGCCUAUACAAUUUGUUGUAAGCCCCGUUGUCUUUUUUUAUUGAGCUUUAUGUCUGAAAUUAUAUCAUUUUAUGUAAGAAGAGAGAUUUUCCUUACCAUGUAACGAUAAGAAUUUAGUUUAUUUUUCCAACAAGACUAUUAGGUGAUUUUUUUUGUUUAUUGAAUUGUUUUUUUAAUUAUUAUUUUUUUUUAUAAAAAAAACUCAAAGCAAUUGUCACUGGAGAGCAUAAACCAAUUAAAAAAAUUAUAAUAACAUACAUUUAAUAUUUAUAUACAUAUUGUAAUAAAGCAAUUAAUAAUUGAUAUACGCUUGUGUAAAUUAUUAUACAGAAAUUAAAGAAAAAAUAAAUAAAAAAAAAA